UUUAUUAUAAUGGCAGAGUUCUAAAUGCCUGUUUCAUCAAUACCGAAUUCAAAAAUUUACAUAAAUGAAAGCACUAUGAAAAAGAUUUUACUUUAAAAUAAAGGAACAACCAUGAAUCAUACAAAAGGAUUUAGUUCUAUGUUUACCAAUGUUGUUUGUGAUCUCUCAAAUUUGGAAACUUCAACAGAUUCAUCUAGUUAGAAGAAUUUGGCAGGUCCAAACUUUGCUCCUCAUAAGAAGGAUAAUUUCAGAUAUCAUAUUCAAAAGCCUCAACCCAAUUUAUAAGGCACAAAUAUCCAGAGAGUACAUAGAAUGCCAAUGGAUAAGAAAAUCAUUAGAACUACAUUAAUGCCAAAAAUAAAGCCUGAAGAACAACCGGUUGAUCCUGGAUUAUCUCUUUUGCCUGCUAAUCCUAUCAGAGAGCAAAGGUCAUAUAGUUACAAGGAGAGACCGUAUUACAUUGAGAUGCAGCAUUAUAGAAAGAAAAGCAAAGUCAAACUGGAUCCUCCCCAAGAAAUUGCAGGCAGGUCCUUUGACAUUAAAGCUUCGAUCUCAUGUAAAGAAGAAUGGACUGAAACUUAACCUUUUAAUAUAUUGACAAUAAGAUAAGAAAUCGAGAAGGCUCUUUAAAAAUGCUCACCCAAAAAGUAAACUUAGGAAUUCGUGGAACCUGAACUUACAUAAUAAAAAUAUAAUCCUAGUUAUAUGUUUAUUGAAGACGACAGAGAUCGUUUUGGGAAAUAAAUCUAUCCAAUAAGCAUGCCAUAACCAAGACCUGGUCCUGGGUAAUAUGAUACUGAUAACACUUCGUUGAAUUUCAAGGUCAAUAAAAUUUAAGAGAGAAAUACUUAGAAAAGACUUGUACAACUCUGGUAAUAAUAAUUUUGA
Molecule: messenger RNA, 888 nt
Organism: Paramecium octaurelia
Lineage: Eukaryota; Ciliophora; Oligohymenophorea; Peniculida; Parameciidae
Source: the annotation of a GenBank genome assembly